GACUCACGCGAUUGUUUUGGUAGGAUGGCCGCUCCUGUCAGUGACAGCAAUCAGAGACCGCUGCAGAAUGCCAUGAGACUUGUAAAAGUGGCCAUUCAGCUGGAUACCGGCAACAGACACAAGGAGGCCUACUGUGAAUACUUGAAAAGUAUCAACUAUAUCUCUCAUGUUCUGCUUGAAGAUGCCACAUCUAAACAGGAGGGAGAGAUGGAGUCGGUGGAAUUGGAGAAGAUGGUGAAACUAGUUGAGCAAUGUUUAGAGAGGGUUAAAUCAUGUGUCAUAAGAAAGCACGAGUCCCCAACACCUAUCAUCUCUUCCACUUCUCCAUCCGCCUCCCAAAAGACAGUCAUUCCAGCUAUUAAUGCAACAAAUCAUCCCAAAAUGACAGAAACACCUAAUGCAGCUGCAUUGAUUUCUGAGACCCAAAGUAGACAGCAGCCCACCAGACAUCGCAGAGUCCUCUCUGAAGGAGGGGAGACUGACUCCCCCUUCCUGCCACCUGAAGUUUUCCAGAAGCUUCAGUCAAUGGAAUCACAAGACAAUCGAAAGGAAUUAACGCCUAUUGAAGAAGCAUCACGUCUCAACCAGAAACUUAAGGCUAAUUAUGAGGCUCGGCUGGCAAGACUUACUCCUAGUCAGGCCACACAAAAAACCUCACUGUACUCAAGAAUGAUCCGGAGACGCAGAGAAACACCAAUGGAUAUCCGUUUAUACUGGAAAAAAAUCAAGACAUUCUGGAAGACUCUCUCACUCCAGAGACAGAUGAUGGAGAAUCUGAUAAUAGCCAAAGCCAGGCAAGAUGCCCUUCAAAGAAAAAUGGAAGAGAGGAGACUCAGGCUGCAGGAAGAAGCCAACAGGAGGUUUGCGACCUGUGGGACCAUGACACCUGAGGAACAAGAGCAGCGAGUUCUGUAUGCAAGUGUGCUUGAAUAUGAGCAAGAUCAUGAAUGGCCAAAAGUUUGGAAAGCUAAUCUGAAAAAGAAUCCAAAUGAUCCAGUGCUGGUUUCAGGUCUUAUUUCAUGUCUUCUCAGCUACCCAGACCACCCAGUCAUGAAAUUGCUGAAGAGGCUUCAGUAUCGGGUGUAUAACAGACUAUAUCCUAUAGUGAGCCAGUGUGUUUCUCUGAGCACUGGUCGCUCACUACCCUUAAAGCCCUCCCGCAGUGCCCAAAGCCUGCUCCUGUCCGACAGUUCUAUAUCUCCACAGCAGCAGCAGAGCCCACUCAAAUCUGCCAUGACACACAGCUUAUCAGACGCCUCCAUCUCCCUUUCCCCUUCCCACGACCUCAACGCAAACGACACAAAGUCCGAGAUCGACCCGGAUGAGUCCUCAACUCUGGUCUCCACAGAUAGGGAGAACUCUUUUGAGGAUCUAGAGAAGUUUCUUACUCAGCUGGACUGGGUUCCUUCUCAAGGUGGAGAUGAUACGGACUCUGAUGUGACCUUUGACACAACACAUGUGGGCCUAGAGUCUCAAAUUCAUCAUCUUGAAGAGCGUGCUUUGAAAGAACAUUUGAAGGCCAUCGUCAAAGACAUCCACAUUGCUAUUGAUCGCCUGCUGUCUCUGUGUCUACUGUCUUUUGAAUGUCUCAACACUGCAAAUUCUAAGGACCAAUGCGUGGCGAGUAUAGAGGAAGUCUUCUUCACCCCUAUUUGGCGCCCUCUGUUGGCCCUCUUUAGGAAGGUGCAUCAAGAACGGGAGCUGACUGUUGAGAGCAGCAUGCGUUUUCAUCGUAAUGUUUCACCUGGUGAUGUUGGUGUACCAUCCAAACUGUUCCCCAGAGACCCAGCUGUACUGCACGGUUCCUAUCCAUACGAGUCAGCAGUGCAGGAGCUGAGGCUUCUGUGUAGAGAUCACUGUCCUCAGAAGAAACUGGAAUGUAUUGUGAGAACUCUACGAAUCAUCUGCGGCUGUGCUGAAGAGUACCGCCUCCUGCAAGAAAAUGAUCCUCCACCCAAAUCAGCAGCAAUAGGUGCCGACGACCUGUUGCCCAUCCUGGCUUUCGUGGCUUUACGCAGUGAAAUGCCUCAGCUGGUGUCUGAAUGUGCUGCGUUGGAAGAGUUCAUUCAUGAGGGGUAUCUGAUCGGAGAGGAAGGGUACUGCCUCACGUCAAUGCAGAGCGCGCUGACCUACGUUGAGUCAUUGCCCUUGGGUGGGGCUCCGCCCCCGGCUGCCAAACCCACCUGACGUAGGUGCCUCAGCCAACGGAAAGAUCUCAUCGUGUUUGACAGUCCUCAGGAGUUGGUGUAUCUCCUCUGCUCAGCCUGUUUAGUCCCAAAUCAGGCCAGACUUCAGUUCUGCUCAAAUCGUCCCCACCUACUGCUUUUGAAGGGACUGGAGAAGGUUAUUCGCUGUGUUUGGACAGUACAGGGCAGGUUGGUCCGAAUGUGGUUCGAGGCGAGAUGAGUAUUGUAGCCAAAGCAAAAAAAUAUAUUUAUGAGAUGAAAUGAGCCAGAUGUUAGGAAAGGUUAAGAGUUAAGAUAUCAUCUUUUUUUUUUUUUUUUUUUUUUUUUUUAAAAAUGUGUGUGUAUAUAUAUUCUAAUCCCAUUGACCUUUUUUAUUUUCUUGUCCAAAUAUAUUUCCCAGAGAAUUUUACAAUGGAAAUGAAAGACUAAAGCACUACUAGCUAGCAUUUGUCAUCCUGUAACACCCUAUUUAUUAAACAAUAUAAAAAGAGACACUAAUAGUUUUUGUGUUGUUUUAGCUCAUUUUUAUUCAUUUUGAGCUUAACUGGGUAGGAGAAAAUGGAGAAAAAUGCAAAACAUUCUCUUAUAUUUUUUUUUUUUUUUAAAUACGCUGAGCUGUAUUUCUUUUGCAAGUAAAUAUACCACUAAGCAAAACAGGCAUCAUGUUGUUAGACAGUAUAGGUUUUAUCAGUUUCUUUUUAAAUAUCUUAACUUAUUUAAAUUCACUCUAGUAGUCAAAGAAGUAAAAUCGAUGUGGAAAAAAAAAAAGUUUGGAUGUGCAAGAAAGAUUAAUGCUGCUGAACUGUCUUCACUCUGACGUUACUGAUGUUAAGGGGAUUGAAUAGAAAAUAGAGGCGUAAUAAAAUGUGCGUGCAAAUGCCUAAAAUAUAUAUAUAUAUUUAUAUGUUGAAUGUUUGUUGCAUAAGUAUGUAAUGUGAAUGAUGAAUGUAGCUUGAAUCUCUCUGCCUGAGAGAAAACAGCCGUGUGUUUUUGUACAAAACCUUCCCAAGUUCUUCAUACCCGAUCAUUAGGAUUGGAUAAUGCACAUGGGCAUGGUUUAAAAGAAAUUGCAUGGCAUGUGAAUUUUCUAACAAUAAAGACAUGUAACCCUU
Messenger RNA from Labeo rohita (rohu), 3298 nucleotides. It is a transcript of the gene vps9d1, whose product is annotated as VPS9 domain containing 1. The transcript is spliced from 17 exons. Gene Ontology annotation, molecular function: guanyl-nucleotide exchange factor activity; small GTPase binding. Gene Ontology annotation, cellular component: endocytic vesicle; cytosol. NCBI's taxonomy places the organism in Eukaryota, Metazoa, Chordata, Actinopteri, Cypriniformes, Cyprinidae. Gene Ontology annotation, biological process: vesicle-mediated transport. The record is from RefSeq and is a predicted model, not a curated record. The coding region runs from base 25 to 2187 and encodes 720 amino acids.